CCACGGCAACGGCCCAACAGGCGGCGGCGGCGGGCCUGGCUCGGAGGCAGCUUCGCUGGCCUAGCUGGGCCCGGCGGCCCGGAAGGGGACGGGAGGGAGCGGCAGCGGUUGUCGCGGAGACCCGGCCGGCCCGCCCGCCGCCUGCAGCCCCGAGCUAGCGGAAGGCGCUCACCAGGCUUCGCCUUGCAGGCGCCCGUAACCCGGGGCCAUGGUGACCGACUUCGACGAGAAGCACGACGAGCACUUGGUGCUACUGCAGCAGAGGAACAGGACCCUGAAGGCCCUGGAGAGGAAGGACCCUCUGCAGCUCCGGCUGAAACAGCUGGAGCAGGGCUUCACUUUGUACGUGAACGGCGCCAACUCGGAGGCGAGCCGCGGCCGCAAAGUCAGCCCUCCGGCCCUGCUCGGGAGCGGCGGCGCGCGAACCGUCAGGGCGAACCCUGUGAGUACCAAAGACCUUUUAAAACAAGGAGAGCAGCAAGAGAGGAGCAUCCAAAGUGCCCCUAGUAAAAUCCAACGCCGGGAGUGGCUCCAGAAAGCUGUGCAGAUCAAGACAGAAACUGGAUCUAAGCUCUACAUUGCUCCUCCUUGCGAGUAUUCCGAGGAUUUUGAAUCUGAUGAAAGUUUAGAUUUGCAGACAACUGAGUAUGAAGAGAAUGGUACUUCCCAGGAACUCCGACAAAGCUUGGAGUUGGCCAGGAGCCAAAAACAGGUGAAAGGGGAAUGUUCUUCCGAGGAUUCUGACUCCAUCGAGGAGGAGGUUCCCACUGAAGCCCCUGAGAAGAAAGAACCUGCAGCACGUCUGGGAGGGGCUGCUGUGCCGGUUCUUGCCAAAGCAGCUCUCUCUCCUCUGUCUGGCACAGGCUCUGCUCUGGCCACUGGGCUUUUCACGUUGGAAUUCAAGCCAAACUGCCCAGGCAUUAAGAAGGAGCAAACUCUCUCUGCAAAAAGGAAGGGCACUGCUGAACCCUACAUUCCCGUCAAGCCCAUAAGUUCGGUGGCUGCAGGUCGUCGGUGCCUGGAAGAGCAGGAAGGAACCACCUCCAGACCAAGAAGCCGAUCAGAAAGACCACUCUCAGCUGUUCGGAAAAAUGUGUGUGAGAAGAAGGAUCCAGCAAAUGCUGCUUCCAUUGUCCUCAAAGCUAUGCGAGCAGAAAAUGAGACACUACGAAAGGAGCUGCUCUGUAGGCAGCUGGAGGUCUCCACAGAGUCACUGCUGGCUUCUGGUUCUGCAACAGUGGACGUUCCUCCAGAACAGCAGGAGGAUGCAGUUAUCUCCACAGCCCUGGAACAAACUGGACUUCUGGAAAACAGGUGGCAACAGAAGAAAUUUCUCAAAGCUCUGCAAAAGACCGAGACUCUAUCCGUCUGCCAUGGCCCUGCAGCUUUGGGCUUUGGACAGCUGGAGCUUCCUGUUCUGGACUAUGUGGGAUUGGAAAAGGAGGUCCGGGAUGCCAUCUAUAUCACUAUAGAGAUCCUCUCCAACUGGGGAGACGUGUCCCGUGUGGGUCUGACAGAAGUGGAGUUCUUUGACUUGAAUUUUGAGAGAGUGUUUGUGUCACCUCACGAUGUGGACAUUCGGCAUGCAGAUCCACCUGGAGAGCUGAGCUGCUUAGUUAACCAAAGCACAAAUGUCCCCAGAGAGGUUCUCCCCUGGUCAUGCCUCUUCCAGCCUCCAGUGCAGCUGUACUUCAUUGUCCGAAAUACCAGCCUCUCAGGAGACUUUGGACUAUCUAGAAUCAGGAUCUGGAAUUACAGCCCAGCCAUUCAUGGUGAUCUGAAUAUUGGAGCGAGAAAUAUCAUUGUAUACGUUGAUGGGUGUCUAAUCUUUGCUGGGGAGCUGCAGAAGGGCUGUUUGGCUCAUGAUUCUAAUGGCAAUGGCUGCACCUCCAUUGAUCUCCCAACAAACCUUCCCCUUUCUCUAAAUGGAAAAGUAGACAAGAAUUGGUCUUCUGCAAAUCUGAGAGAGGAGCUUGACAAGCUGCUGCUGUUCAGUUGGGAGAAGCCUUCCAUAAAAGAAGACUGCCUUGAGGAAAAAGAGAGAACCAGUUAUCCUGACCAAUGGGAAAAGUCUCUCCAGCCCAACCCAAACAUCAACAGCCUUGUCUCAUUGGAGACCGCAAGGUGUGUCUCCCCUGAGGAUGACAGUUCCCUGAGUGAGAAAACGGAAGAAUGUUCUCAGUCAGCCAAUUUUACUUCCCCUGAUAUUUUGACCUCCCCUGAAGCAAAGGGGGAGAUGCAAGUUAGCUCUGGGAAGCAAAAACUGCCUCCUUUGGGAUUACAAGUCCAGCUGCCUUCAGAGAGCAUCAAGAGAGGCUGUCCCCAUCUCUCUCCAACUGAGGAAGAGCAGCCCAACAAGGAGGCCCCCGAGGCAGACGAGAGACCCUCGGAGGAGACCCAGGGGUCCAUCCCUGAUCUGGGCCCCUGGAAACCACUCCUUUAUCAACCCAGUGGUCCAACCAAGCUGCUUCCCCCUGACCAAGACCUUAAAGACAGAGAGAAGGAAGAAUUCAGCCACCCCUUAUCUACGGAGGAAGCUGCACUUGACAAAGAGGAGCCCUUCCCAGCCAAGGGUAGCACGAGGCCCUCAAGAGCCAAGUGGGGCACUUCUCAGGAGCACAUGCUGCAGGAAUCUUGGAAUUCGUUGUUGAAAUUCAAUCAUUUGCAUCAUGGCCGAAUAUCCAAUAUGGAUUUCCAAGGUGACAUUUUUGAUGAGUUUCUCCAUCAGCAGAAAAUUAGCCGGCAAGAAGCUCAGAAGCUCAGAAUAAAGGACCAGACACGGGAGCUGCUAGCACAGAAGAAGGACGACAACUGCUUAGACUUGGAGGAUGAGAGCGAAUUUAAAAUCCCCAUCUUACCUCACGGUCAGCACUUAAAACUUGAUAUCAGGUCAACCUGGGGAGACAGGCAUUAUGUUGGUCUGAAUGGACUUGAGCUGUUUAGCUCAAAAGGUGAGCCCAUCCAGAUUGUAAAAAUCACAGCCAGCCCACCCGAUAUCAACAUCUUGGCUGCGUAUGGCAAAGACCCCCGGAUUGUAACUAAUCUGCUGGAUGGAGUGAACCGGACACAGGAUGACAUGCACCUCUGGCUGGCUCCCUUCACUCCAGGAAAGUCCCACUGUGUUUGCCUGGACUUUGCAAAGUCAUGUGAAGUAGCCAUGAUUCGCAUCUGGAAUUACAACAAGUCUCGCAUCCAUUCUUUUCGGGGGGUGAAGGACCUCUCUAUUCUCCUGGAUGAAUGCUGCAUUUUCCAAGGAGAAAUUGCCAAGGCUUCAGGGACACUCACUGGAGGUCCAGAGCAAUUUGGAGACACCAUCCUGUUCACGACAGAUGAGGACAUUCUGGAGGCCAUUUACUGUUACGACGAGUCCUGCGAGGAGGAAAUUGAGAGUAGGAACAGCUUGGGCUACGAGGAGGAGCUGAAGAGGCCGAGAACAGCUGACGGAGAUGAGAGGCCCUUCACUCAGGCGGGUUCCAGGACAGAAAACAAGCCGAGUCAGGAGCAAAUUGCAGGGUCAGAUUCCUUCUCCGAGGUCGUGACAAGCAAAGAACCUGGAAUCUAUUCUGGAAAAUGCCUGCUGCUGAAUUUUACUGCUUCUUGGGGCGAUUCACAUUACCUUGGACUGACAGGGCUCGAAGUGGUUGGAAAGGAUGGCCAAGCAAUCCCAUUCUCUGUGGAUCAGCUCUCUGCUUCCCCUCAGGAUCUCAACGAUCUUGUGGAGUAUGUGGAUGAUUCAAGGACCUUAGAUAAAUUGAUUGAUGGAAAAAACAUCACUAUGGAAGAUACCCACAUGUGGCUCAUUCCCUUUUGCCCUGGAGAAGAUCACCUGGUAACCAUCCAUUUCACCCAAGUAGAAAACAUCGCAGGGCUUCGCAUCUGGAACUAUAAUAAAUCUCCUGAGGACACCUAUCGAGGGGCAAAGAUGGUCCAUGUGUGGUUGGAUGGCUGCUGCAUCUCCCCCCCUGGGGGCUUUCUUAUUCGAAAAGGACCAGGCAACUGCCACUUUGACUUUGCUCAAGAGAUCCUCUUCAUCAACUACCUUGUGGGCCCCACAGUUGCUCCUGCACGUGAGCGGAGCGAAGUGAAGAAGAGGGAGCAAGGCAGCAUGGAGUAUGAAGCACCACUAAUGCCAUGUGGGUUCAUCUUCCAGUUACAGCUACUCACAAGUUGGGGAGAUCCAUAUUACAUCGGUUUGAACGGGCUGGACCUGUAUAAUGAACACGGGGAGAAGAUUCUUUUAAAUCAGAACAACAUUGCAGCUUUUCCAGACAGCGUCAAUGUCCUGGAGGGAGUAUAUGGAGAUAUUCGAACACCAGACAAACUCAUUGACGGUGUAAAUCACAGCACUGAUGGAAGGCACAUGUGGCUCACACCAAUUCUGCCAGGGCUGGUGAAUCGAGUUUACAUUAUCUUUGACUUGCCAACUACCAUUUCCAUGAUCAAGCUAUGGAAUUAUGCAAAAACUCCCCAGAGAGGAGUCAAGGAAUUUGGACUCCUUGUGGAUGAUUUGCUGGUAUACAACGGCAUUCUCGAUAUGGUGAGCCAUCUGGUCCCUGGCAUUCUUCCUACUUGUGACCCUGUCGUUCCCCAUCAUACUUUCCUCUUUACAGAGGACGAGAAGAUCUGCUGGCAGGAGAGGAGCACCAUGGUUAGCAACCAGAUAGAGGACCAGGAUGUACGACUGACGAAUGAGAGCCAGCUUAUAUCCUCUUCCAGAAAGAAGCAAAAGGGAGCUGCUGAUCCAGCUCUUCGUCCUAAAACCUGCAUUCAGGAUAAAGGACCAUUGCGGAGAACAAGACAGUGAGCAAAGAACAGGGUGGCCAACUCCUACGGCCCAUUUAUUGCCCAAGAAGAGGCGGCAGCCUGCACCACUGGCACCCAAUUUCCGACUGGAAUCAUGAGGGAGAACUCUGGGUGGGAUUGAGCUGGCUGUUAGUGCUGUUGAGACCAUCGGAAGCACUUUUGUCACCUAUAGGCUGAUUAUAGUUCUCCUUGCUUCUCCUCACAACAGGCUUUGGCUGAACUCGAGCAGGCUUGGAUGUAUGCUGUGGAAAGAGCAUGUGCACCAGCCCAGGCUGGUUCACAAGGGGAGCUUUCUGUAACUUCCACAGGAAGCCUUGAAGGGGGUCCCUUUGCUUACUGGGGGGAGAAGGGAUGGGAGGAGAAAAGGGCCAAAACGGGUGCCUCUAGGACAAAGGAGCACACAGCUCCCUUUUCCCCUUGUGCAUGCGCAUCACUGACACGCACAUCGUGUAUUUUCCCUGCAAUUUCAGAGAAAGUAUGUGAGCCACUGUAGAAAUUAAACAGCAUCAAAGCCUGGAGGGUGCCACCUUCCGCGGCCAGCCCAAAGGACUUCCUGUACAAUAGCUACAGUGGCUGAGGGCUGGAGUUGUAGCCGAGUGUGGCUAGGAGAAAGAGCACUGCAACUCUAUGGCCAGGUGUUCAACUGCACUGGGCUGCCACCUGCUUCUAAGGUGCAAGGAGCAGAGAGGCUUGGUACUUUUCUUUGCAAUUCUCACAGGGUUGCCUUCUAUCCUUGGAGGCAUCUCCCAAAACUGAGCUGAAAGGCAGAAAGUGCCCUGAACCUCCAUGAACAGCAAGCGCCUUAUUUAAAAUGUUCCCAGUUGCAGCAUAUUGACUGGUGGCAAGUACCAGAUUCUCACAGUUGUGGUGCUAUUAUUUACUGUUUGUUGUACAGUACACACAAACCCAGCUUAUUUUUUUCUAUCAUUAGCCUAUUAAUCACAUUGUGCCUCCUUAGUUAGAGCAAUAGAUGCCCGGGGAGAUUGCCAUCUGACUUUGGAAGAAGAUGCAAGCCUGGCAGUUAAAUAGCCGCAGAAGCUGUGAAGCUGACCUUUGUGCUUGCUGGCACCAUCAGUGUGACCCAUUUCUGGCCUUUCUGUAGCCUGAGCACAGGGUCCAAAAGCUGCUCCUGCAAAGAAUGAGGAUCCGUGCCUUAUUGUUUCAACUGAGUUGGCCCAGCCCAGCCCUUAUUUGGCAACUUUUGCAACUUGGCUUUGGCAGAGCUCUUGCUCAGCCUUCACAAGCAUUGCCUAAAUGCCCAGAGAGAAGUACCAGAGCAGGGCUUAAUACCACCCCCCCCCCCCCAAAAAAAAGAUCUGGAUCUUUUUUCCUACAUAAAUAUUUCUUUGGCAGACAACUUGCCUCUGCUUGUAACAGAGAUGUUGUCUUGUACACAGUGUAUGUCAACUGGCCUUUUCUAUAUUAGGAGCAACUCUGAUUUCAGGUUAGGCUCCGAAUGAGGUGGUUGAAGAUGGUGAAGUUAAACCUCAGCUUUUGUUGAUGUGCGUUUCCCCAACAUCACAUAGAUCAUUCUUGGUCUCUAAAUGCUGUUGAAGUAGACUGAGAAUGGGAAGAGAUGAUGAGUGGGUUGUUUUUUUUUACUAUUAGGGCUUAAAGUAAUUUUUUAAAGUAAUAAAGUAAUUAUUAUUUCCCCAUGUGUUCAACAAUAGCAGUACUAAAAUUUCUCAGCUGAAACAAAGAAUCAUGGUUGAGAACAGGAUUGAGAGAUCCAGUUUUGUAACAAGAUUGAUUGCUUCAUGAAGAAUAAAUUCCUGGCUUUGAAACACAA
Molecule: messenger RNA, 6592 nt
Organism: Crotalus tigris (Tiger rattlesnake)
Lineage: Eukaryota; Metazoa; Chordata; Lepidosauria; Squamata; Viperidae
Gene: KATNIP
Product: katanin interacting protein
Exons: 25
Coding region: 209-4804 (1531 amino acids)
Source: RefSeq, a predicted model, not a curated record